Triticum aestivum (bread wheat) is the source of this 1384-nucleotide messenger RNA. RefSeq names its product F-box/kelch-repeat protein At5g15710-like. Gene Ontology annotation, molecular function: protein binding. The transcript is spliced from 2 exons. Bases 28 to 969 code for a protein of 313 amino acids. Lineage: Eukaryota; Viridiplantae; Streptophyta; Magnoliopsida; Poales; Poaceae. The record is from RefSeq and is a predicted model, not a curated record.
ACCAUUUCCCCCCAAUCCCUAAUCCCCAUGGACGAGCUCGCCGGCGACCGCCGCCAUGCCGAUUCGCCGCCUCAGCUUCCGCUUCUCCCGGACGACAUGCUCGUGGAGAUCCUCCACCGCCUCCCGCCGGAGCCGAUCCACCUCUUCCGCGCCUCCUUCGUCUGCAAGCACUGGCGCGGCCUCGUCCACGACGCCCGCUUCCUCCGCCUCUUCCGCGAGUUCCACGGCGGGACGCCUCCCGUGCUCGGCUUCUUCAGCAACCAGCCGAGAUCUCCCCUCUUCGUACCCAGCUCCGACGCCUUCGCCGUCCCCGCUGCGGCCACGAUGCGCAAGGACGACUGGUUGGCCCUGGACUGCCACCACGGCCGCGCCCUCCUCCUCGACCGACGAGACGGGAAGCUCCUCGUUUGGAACCCCAUGAACGGCGACAAGCGCUACCUGCCGCUCCCCACGCAGGCGCAUCUGGAGAACGAGUACACUGGCGCGGUUCUCUGCGCGGCUGGGCACGCCGAGCACGGCGACUGUCAUUCGUGCCCGUUCCUCGUGGCGUUGACGUUCGGCAGUUGGGGGGAUUUCAUCACCUCCGCCUGCGUCUACUCACCCAAGACUGGCGUCUGGGGUGAGAUCACUCCGAUUCAUACAAAUUCAAUGGUUGAUUUAAAGCCGGCGGCUCAUGUUGGAAACACGCUUUACUGGCGAUUGGAUGAUGACAGCAUCGUUGAAUUUGAUUUGGAUAAAAAUAGCCUGGAUUUAAUUGAGUUGCCAGAUGACGGAUUUGGUAUAAUCAUGCUAGCAGAGGAUGGUUGUCUAGGUUUUGCCCGUCUUGAUCGAUUCAGCCUUCAUUUGUGGUCAAGGGUAGCUAGCAUCGAUGGGGUGGUAUCAUGGACGCAUCGCAGGGUCAUUGAAGCUUCUUGCGCCACAAGUAGUGGCAGCAUGUAUGGAUCGAGUGGGGCUAGCUGGCUAUGCUGAAGAUGCUAAUGUGAUCUUCAUUCAUGUGCAUCCUCACACUUACAUGUUCCAUCUCAAGUCCAUGCAGAUUGAGAGGUUACAGAGGGGUAUUAGUGGCUGGUUCCUUUUUCCUUACAGAAGUUUCUACACUCCAGGACCAGGAAUCACCACUGGUGGUGGAGAUGAUCAAGCUGAACUGUUGUACAUCAGUUGAGAUGAUUGGGCUUCUUUAUUGGUCUAUAAGAGGUGAUGGUAAUGAUAUCUUCUACCACGUGUCCAUUGUUUUGCUUGCCUGGUUUGAUAAUUUUGUGGUUCAUCGGAUCAACAUUAUUCGCAAUUGUGCCAGUGUUACACAGAAUGCAGUCUGAUCGUUUGUCCCUUGAACAAUGUGGUCAUUUUGCGCUUUUCCUACAGGAAUCUUUAUCCAUUUUUUAUC